Molecule: messenger RNA, 807 nt
Organism: Ilyonectria robusta
Lineage: Eukaryota; Fungi; Ascomycota; Sordariomycetes; Hypocreales; Nectriaceae
Exons: 4
Coding region: 27-701 (224 amino acids)
Source: RefSeq, a predicted model, not a curated record
UGUCAAUCAGUUUUAAAUCGUUCACAAUGCCUUCCUCUAACCAGAUCCUCUCUGCGCUGGCCGCAGUCGCCAUCACCUCUGCCAACGCGGCCAUGGGCCCUGCGUUCAGCACCGGUCCCGUCGCCGACAACUCCUUCAUCCGCGAGUCGACUUCCACUCUCGUCCUACCCAAUGUUCCCAGCGGCGGCUCUACCGAUGGUAUCACUUCCCUCUGGGUUGGCAUGGGCACGUCAAACGGUGACUUGAUCCAGUCGAUUGCCGACAACUGGCAAUCCUCUUCCUGGGAGAUCUACGCCUACACCCUCCUGAAGACUGGAGACAACUCCCAAAUGCCUGUUCAGGGCCCGUCUGGCGCUGCUGGUGAGGGUGACAAGAUUACUAUGCACUACAAGUUCGAUGACGCCACUGGUAACUACACUCAGACCGUCUCGAUCAACGGCAACACUGUUUCCACUCUCUCUACCAGCGACGGUCAUGCUCAGGGUUGGGGUUCCGCCGUUGAGUGCGCAGAGGAUAACUGCGGCACCGUCGGCGCCCACUCCUGGAUUGACACGAAGAUCAUCAUGGAUGUCGCUGACCCCAACUAUAUCAACACUCUUGGCAAGGCCGAAGGUGUCACCGGCGACAUGUCUACCAACGAUGGUGGAAAGACCUGGACUGUCACCACUAUUAACAUCCCCGAGUUCAGCUUCGCUUCUUAAGUACUGAGAGUCUGACUUGAGUGUAAAUAUUUAUCUAGCUGGGCACUAGAUUGUGCCUUUUUACUUCUGUAUGUAGCCUUUGAGCUGAGAUUCUCGGCAAAAUGAC